This is a messenger RNA of Brachypodium distachyon (stiff brome), 1110 nucleotides long. Its product is annotated as haloacid dehalogenase-like hydrolase domain-containing protein 3. Bases 63 to 872 code for a protein of 269 amino acids. The record is from RefSeq and is a predicted model, not a curated record. NCBI's taxonomy places the organism in Eukaryota, Viridiplantae, Streptophyta, Magnoliopsida, Poales, Poaceae. The transcript has 8 exons.
GCGCGGCACAUUUUUCGGUCCCUCUUCUUUUCUGUCCGUCUCGCCGGCGAGCGCUUCUCGAGAUGCCCGCCGCGGCGGCGCGCUGCGGCUGCCCGCUCCUGCUCCGGCAGCAACCGGCGGCCGGCCUCCGCCGUUCCUUCUCCUCAUACUCCGGCAUGCGGCGUGUCUGCGCAGCCGCAGGGGGUGGGAGCGGGAGCGAGGGGCGGCCGCCGGCGUACGGCGGGCUGCUGCUCGACGCCGGCGGCACGCUGCUGCAGCUGGCGCGGCCGGUCGCCCAGACGUACGCCGCCCUCGGACGUCCAUACGGUGUGACAAAGCGUGAAGAGUACAUCAAGCAGGGAUUCAAGCGGGCCUUCUCUGCGCCAUGGCCGAAGACGCUCAGGUACCAGGGUGAUGGGCGGCCAUUCUGGAAGAUUGUCGUGGCAGAAGCGACAGACUGCACUAACAAUGAUUAUUUCGAAGAAGUAUAUCAGUACUACGCUCGUGGAGAUGCUUGGCGUCUGCCGGAUGGAGCUUACAGAACACUGCAUGAUCUGAAAGAUGCGGGAGGUUAUGCAACCUUUAAGCUAGCUGUCGUAUCCAACUUUGACACACGGCUAAGGAAAUUGCUUAAGGAGCUCAAUGUCUCGGAUCUGUUUGAUGCCAUUAUAGUAUCAUCGGAGGUUGGAUAUGAGAAACCUGCUCCAGAGAUCUUCAGAAUAGCGUUAGAUCAAAUUGGUGUGGAAGCCAGCAAAGCAGUACAUAUCGGGGAUGAUGAGACUGCUGACAAGGCGGGUGCUAACGCUAUAGGACUCGAGUGCUGGUUGUGGGGAGAAGAUGUCAAGACAUUUUCUGAGAUACAGGACCGAAUUCUAGCAAGGAACCCGCAAUGAGUGCGGAUUUGGUGUUGGACAUCGUUGGACCUCUCUGCUGGUGAUCUGCACGAAUUGUUCAUUUGUUUCAAACUUCUGUUUUCAUGACCAGGAAGUCCCGAGGGCUUUUGUUUAUCUGUUUUAUCGCACGAUGUUCUUGCAAUAAACCAGUGCACCGCCAUGUACAAAUACAAGUGAUGCAUAAACUGGACCAAUUUUAUGCAGAUUUGGAAUGAAAUGGAAUAUAAAGUACCACACA